Messenger RNA from Ruditapes philippinarum (Manila clam), 2346 nucleotides. RefSeq names its product multiple epidermal growth factor-like domains protein 10. The transcript has 15 exons. Lineage: Eukaryota; Metazoa; Mollusca; Bivalvia; Venerida; Veneridae. The coding region runs from base 211 to 1476 and encodes 421 amino acids. Gene Ontology annotation, molecular function: scavenger receptor activity. The record is from RefSeq and is a predicted model, not a curated record.
UGUCCAAAUUUGUUAUUCUAAAUAUCGUAUAGAUUUCAUCAUAACAGUGUUCGAAAGAAAUAAACUUCCGACAUUUUCAGAUGGUAUAAAUUUCCCUGUAAAAUACUUAUUCAACUACGCAUAUAGAUAUUAUCAUGGGUGUUGAUUAGAGGAUAAGCAAUCAUCUAAUACUUAUAAAAAUAUAAACAUCCUGAAAAUCCGAAGAUAACGAUGACUGGUAUCCCUAUGGUAACACUUCUUUUAGUAGGCUUGUCUUUUGGAAAUAUCUGUAAAAAGGGAGAGACAAAUUACACAACUUACCAAUACGGUGCAAUAUACAAAGCAGCGUCUUUGAUCGUGUCUCACAGGACUUGUCAUAAAUUCGUUUUUAAAUGUUGGACAAAAUAUAGAACAGUCACGAGGUUAAUUACUGUAAAAGCUAGUUAUAUGGUUGUUAGAUGCUGCCCUGGCUUCGAUACUGUUAAUGAUGAAUGUAAGCCAGGUUGUGAAGAAGGCAUGACUGGUGCUAAAUGCACCCAUAACUGCAACUCGUGUCCGGCACAUUGUGACAUGGGAACAGGUUCCUGCUUUUGUGAGCCAGGAUACUUUGGUUACAAUUGCACGAAAGAAUGUUCAAGAGGUUCUUAUGGUGUAAAUUGCGAACAAAAGUGUGGAUGUAGUAAUAACAGCACGUGUAAUGUCGUUGACGGAUCUUGUAACUGCACGUCUGGUUGGCAUGGACCAUUGUGUGAUAACGAAUGUUUGCAUGGUACAUUCGGACCAAACUGCAAGUGGCCUUGUAGUUGUAAUAACAGUAACAAUAGUAUAAAUGACUCCUGCAAUCGUUAUAGUGGUCAGUGUGCCUGCAAGUCCGGGUGGACCGGACGGACAUGUGACAAAGAAUGUUUGCAUGGUACAUUCGGACCAAACUGCAAGUGGCCUUGUAGUUGUAAUAACAGUAACAAUAGUAUGAAUGACUCCUGCAAUCGUUAUACUGGUCAGUGUGCCUGCAAGUCCGGGUGGACAGGACGGACAUGUGACAAAGCUCACCUAGAUAACGGAGAAACAGGGAGUACAACGAGUACAGCAGCUGACCUAGAUCAUGGAGUGUCAGUCGAUACUAUGAGUACAACAGGCAAAAAUGAAAACGGUGUAGAAGUUGGAGCAAUAAUUGGAUCUGUUUUUGGUGCAUUAGCUAUUUGUGUAAUCUUCGGUGUAAUUUGUGCCUGGUUUAUUCUAAGCAGGAAAGGAAUGGCGAAAGACUCUAGGAAGGAAAAUCAACCUCAGCCAAUAGUGUCUCAAGAAAUAGAGUUUACUGAACCGCCAUCAACAUCAAACAAUUACGAACAACUUCAGAACAGAACGGAUACUGAAAAUAGGGAGACAUAUGAUUCCUUGGAAGCAAACGCCAGCUCCGUACCAAACAGCCAACCUCAGUAUGAGAGUCUGGAGCAUGGAGCAGAGACAUUUCACAUUUAUACAGAUCUAAACCCGUAGGAAAAAGAAAUCAUAUAUAAAGAUGAAAUAUUCUGAAAUUGAAAAAUUACGAUUUAGUUUUGUAUAUAUUUUUAUAAUAAUAUAUAAUAACUUUUAUAUAUUAUAACUUUUUUUUUAUUACGAUUUCUCAUUUAAAAAAACAACAUCUGUUUCAGAUGACAUUUCUGUAGAAGAUUUCAAGACAUAUUUUGAAAAAUUUAUCUAACAGUAUUUUUGAAUAAAAAAAUUUAGAGUUUAAAACGUUUUGUAAUGAACAUGAUUUUAAUUCAAGUGAUUGUAGGUUUGAUGAGUUAGAUAUACCCAUUACAUGUGAGGAGAUCCGUUAAGCUGUAAAAUCCUUAAAACAGAAUAAAGCUUUCGGAUCAGACUGUUUAUUAAAUGAGUAUUUUAUAUCAUCUAUAGAUAUUUUAUGUGGACAUAUAUGUGAUUUAUUUAAUAUUGUUUUAGAGUCAGGUUUUUUCCCAGAUAAAUGGACAGAGGGUGUUAUUGUGCCUGUGUUCAAAAAGGGUGACUCAGGUGACGUAAAAAAUUACAGGGGAAUUACUCUCCUAAGUUGUUUAUCUAAACCUUUUACUACUGUAUUAAAUACUAGAAUUGAAAAUUUUUGUUCAAACAAUUGCAUUAUAUCAGACUGUCAAUUUGUUUUCAGGAAAGGAAAAUCAACUAUAGAUGCCAUAUUUAUUUUACAAAAUGUAAUUCAACACUAUCUUAAUAAUAAUAAAAGGUUAUAUGUAGGGUUUAUUGAUUUAAAAUCUUGUUUUGAUAGCAUAUGUAGAAACUCGCUUUGGUUGAAAAUGUAUCAGUGUGGCAUUCAAGGUAAAAUAUUGCGAAUCAUUAGAGAUAUGUAUAAUAAAGUUAAGUCAUGUGUAA